GAGGGUUCGAAUCUGCAACCACCGGUUUCGAGGCGCCGCUCUCAACCAAUUGAGCUAUUCGUGCAUUGCAGCCAUGUCGUGGUCUUUUCUUCUCUAAGUAUAUAUCCCCUGGUAUUGCGCAAUGCCCGAACGCACGCCGCGCUACAUUGUCUCUGGUGACGAUAAUGUCGAAACGGUGAUACGACGAAAUUCAGUUCCUUUUCCGCAGAAUCAUGCAUUUGUCAAGAAAGAGUGAUGCAAGUACUUGCUUGAAAAUAUUCUUAAGACAUUUCAACGAUUCAUUUUGAUUCUAGACCCGUGUAUGAAUGGAGGAACUCGAACGGUCCAAGACGGUGUUUAUCGAUGCGUGUGUCCGGAGAGAUAUGGAGGUGAAUUCUGCCAAGCUUGUAAGUCAUUUACAGCAAAAUCUCAUCUAUUGAUUGUCACUCAUGUUCGUGUCAUCCAAGGGAAAUCCCGAUUUUCGUUCAGGAUGCGAGGAGGGCCGACUAUCUUGUCGCUAAUUGCGCGACCAAGUCUGACCAACGAAUUACAGCAUUAUUAUUACGGAUUUUGCAGAGGUGAUCCUGGACAUUUCUUUGCUACGUUAUUCAUGAUAAAGUCGGGUAUCGUCAUUGCGUACUCUAGAUCACGUGAUAUCAACGUGCAUUGUGAUACAUCAGGAUUUGAUUCUUACUGGAUCGAAUUUAAUAAAGAUGGCGUCUUUCAGCUGGGUGUCAGUGGGGACCCGACCCCUAUUGCGGAGAUACUUGGAAGAGAAAACGAGGUCUUAAAGAAAAUCGGUAUAUUGCCAGAAACUGAUCUUGGCACAGAAUGGAUGAUUGAUCUCCCUUGUAGGGGUUCUUAAGGCUCUGAUCCUUUACGAAAUUUUGAAAAUUCUCUGAUUUAGUUCUCUCUCAAACUAGAAGAUAUAAUACAUACUGUACUUUCAAUAACAUGCAUGUUCUCAAUACAAUAGACAAUUUUAUACAACACUAUUUCACUGUUUUAUCCGCAUUCUACUUGCUCACAGAAUAAUUUGAAUGGUCCGAAAUUCAUCAUGAAAUAUAAGAACUGCAAGAGCAACAUCAACAGAGAAUAACUGUUUAAGAAAUACAUAAUUUCUUAUAGUCAAAUCAAAUUCCUUCGAUUUUAUUAUUUGUUUUUUUUUAAACGUAUCGAUGAAUUGCUUUCUCUUUUUGAUAUUUUACAUGUGUAUAUUGCAUUUACCUUACCUUUGGUGUGAAACCAAAGACAUUUGCCUUUCUUUACGAAAUUAUAAAGAAAUAUUUUAGAAUAAUGUAAAUACACUCUGUGCUUGUUACUUGAAUUAUGGCGAUACUUUUCAAGUGUUGCUUUUAAAUGGACCUCUCCAUUUCCUCAGCUUUAAAUUUUCACCAAAAAAAGAGAUAUAAAAGAAUUACAAAUUCAUCAAACUUGUUUCCGAUCAUCUCACGAAAUGAUUUUUAUUGUA
Lytechinus variegatus (green sea urchin) is the source of this 1450-nucleotide messenger RNA. RefSeq lists its product as uncharacterized. The record is from RefSeq and is a predicted model, not a curated record. The transcript is spliced from 4 exons. Lineage: Eukaryota; Metazoa; Echinodermata; Echinoidea; Temnopleuroida; Toxopneustidae. The coding region runs from base 302 to 844 and encodes 180 amino acids.